GAUGUCCAAUGACCAGAGUAGUUUCCCACAAAGGCAUGCAAGCAGCUGUCCCUUUGUUCGAACGCCAGUUCUUUCGAGCAUUUCGUCGAACACUUUCCACUCAAUACUUCCUCAACUCCAAAACUCUUCGAUUCUGCACUCAAGCAACUGAUAUCUUCAAAUCUAUCAAACACGAACAAACAAUUGACGUUUCUCAAUCGAUCAACGAGAAUAAAGAAGAACCCAAAAGCUUAUGUGGAAGGAUAGAGAAGCUAGCGAAAGGAGUCCCUGUUGGAUUCGCGUUCCAGAGCUGGAUGGGCGAUGGGUUUCCGAUCGACAGAGGCGAUAUCUUUCACACCAUUAAUCGUUUACGCAAGCGGAAGUUCAAUAAGCGUGCACUUGAGGUGAUGGAAUGGGUGAUUAGGGAACGACCUUACAUGCCAAAGCAACUUGAUUACUCGUAUCUACUAGAAUUCACCGCAAAGCUUCACGGGAUCUCACAAGGUGAAAAACUCUUUUCUCACAUCCCUAUAGAAUUCCAAGAUGAAUUACUCUACAACAAUCUCGUAAUCGUGUGCUUAGAUAAAGGCAUGAUAAGGUUAUCAUUAGCUUACAUGAAAAAAAUGAGGGAACUCGGUUAUUCCAUCUCGUACAUGGUCUUUAACCGCUUAAUAAUCCUCCAUUCGUCCCCGACCCGAAGAAAAUCCAUCCCGAAAAUCCUCACGCAAAUGAAAGCCGAUAAGGUGGCCCCACACGUCUCCACUUACAACAUCCUUUUGAAAAUGGAAGCUAACCAACACAAUAUUGAAGGGCUACUUAAAGUUUUCGGCGACAUGAAGCGAGUGAAUGUAGAACCGAAUGAGAUAACGUAUUGCAUAAUUGCGACUGCACAUGCGGUAGCUAGGUUAUACACUGCGUGUGAGACGUAUGUCGAAGCUAUUGAGAAGUCAAUGACCGGGAAGAACUGGUCAACGCUAGAUAUUCUCGUUAUAUUAUACGGGUAUUUAAGAAAACCGAAGGAUCUUGAAAGAAUUUGGAGAAUCGUGCAAGAACAACCCCGUGUUAAAUCGAAAAGCUAUGUUCUUGCAAUCGAAGCUUUCGGAAAGAUUGGUGAUGUAAGUCGAGCUGAAGAUCUUUGGUCGGAAUUGAAGUCAAAGGAGGAAUUAAAGUCAACCGAGCAUUUCAAUUCGUUGAUAUCCGUGUAUUGUAGACACGGGUUUGUUAGCAAAGCAACUGGGUUGUAUAAAGAAAUGGAGAAAUACGGAUGCAAACCAAAUUCGAUUACGUUUAGACAUCUCGCUGUUGGUUGCUUAAAAUCAGGGUUAAAAACGGAAACUUUAAAGACGUUAGACAUGGGUAUGGAUUUGACAACGAGCACGAGUGUGAAAAAGUCAACCCCGUGGUUGGAAACGACUUUUGCGUUAGUCGAUCUUUUUGCGGAAAACGGUGAUGUGGAGAAUGCAGAGAAGUUGUUUGAUGAAUUGAAGAAAGCAAGUUAUGCUAGAUAUAGUUUUGUUUAUAAUGCUUUGAUUAAGGGUUAUGUGAAGGCCAAAGUAUAUGAUCCGAAUCUGUUGAGACGAAUGAUUCUCGGAGGGUGUAGGCCGGAUGCUGAAACCUACAGUCUUUUGAAAGUUCUUGAACAGUUUCGGUGAUGGUUUCGGUCUAAUUAUUUUGCAUUUUCUUGAAAAAGAGAUUUUAUAUUUAUAUUACAAAUUACAAAAUCCCCAGUUUGUAUUAGGUUAUGAACAUUUUAUAUUUAUACUAUGUCAUUGUAUUUAUUUAA
Molecule: messenger RNA, 1762 nt
Organism: Helianthus annuus (common sunflower)
Lineage: Eukaryota; Viridiplantae; Streptophyta; Magnoliopsida; Asterales; Asteraceae
Product: pentatricopeptide repeat-containing protein At1g07590, mitochondrial
Exons: 2
Coding region: 9-1631 (540 amino acids)
Cellular component (GO): mitochondrion
Molecular function (GO): protein binding
Source: RefSeq, a predicted model, not a curated record